Molecule: messenger RNA, 1013 nt
Organism: Rattus rattus (black rat)
Lineage: Eukaryota; Metazoa; Chordata; Mammalia; Rodentia; Muridae
Gene: Rps25
Product: ribosomal protein S25
Exons: 5
Coding region: 128-505 (125 amino acids)
Cellular component (GO): cytosolic small ribosomal subunit
Molecular function (GO): structural constituent of ribosome
Source: RefSeq, a predicted model, not a curated record
CCCACCCCUUGCCCCGGAAGUACUUUCUGGAAGCAGCGCUUUCUGGGAUUGUUGGACCAUCCGGCUUCCUUUUUUUCCGACAUCUUAGUGUGGCUGCAGUGGUCCACACUACUCUCUGAGUUUCGCCAUGCCGCCCAAAGACGACAAGAAGAAGAAGGAUGCCGGAAAGUCGGCCAAAAAAGACAAGGACCCAGUAAAUAAAUCUGGUGGCAAGGCCAAAAAGAAGAAGUGGUCCAAAGGCAAAGUUCGGGACAAGCUGAACAAUCUCGUCCUGUUUGACAAAGCUACUUACGACAAACUUUGUAAGGAAGUUCCCAACUAUAAGCUUAUUACUCCAGCUGUGGUCUCCGAGAGACUGAAGAUUCGAGGCUCUUUGGCCAGGGCAGCCCUUCAGGAGCUACUUAGUAAAGGACUUAUCAAGUUGGUUUCAAAGCACAGAGCCCAAGUAAUUUACACCAGAAACACAAAGGGUGGAGAUGCCCCAGCUGCUGGUGAAGAUGCAUAAACAGAUUCAAUCAGCUGUACAUUUGGGAAAAUAAAACUUUAUUGAAUCAAAUGAAUGGGUGCAUCUGUUUCCUCAGGCAGCUGGAGAGGAUUUGGUCUUAGGAAUAAUAGCUGGCUGGAAUGGGUUUGUUAGCCAUGAGAUUGGAACAGACUAAGACUGGGAACCUUCAGCUUUUCCCUUUAUGUGGCUGCUUGCUUCUUGCUGCAGCUUCAGUUUUGAAUUGAUGCCUGAAAAGAAAUGAAGACUUAGCAAGAUUAAUGGUAAAUCUUUAGGGAGGUUGCUGGUUACACUUAUGCAUACCUGGACUGCCAGCGGCGUCCAUUAUUCCAGACUCUGCCAAAAGAGGGCAGCCAGCCUGCACUGGUGUUAGAACUGUGAUCAAAGUUGGCCCCAACUCUAUCUGGAGGGAGUUUCUUCAGUUUUUGCUUUUCCUCUGCAAAUAGAAAAUAUUUUUGAAUUUAAGUAGCUUUCUUUAAAGAUGACUAAGUAGCUUAUGUGAAGACCUGAA